GCAAACUUAUAUAAACGCGAGUUUCAAUUUCAAAAAAGGAUAUUAUUAUAGCAGUCGUGAAGAGUAACACGUCAAAAUUAAGCUAAAAACAAUGUCUAAAGUUACCAUCAUAAGUUUCAUCGUUGUAGCAAUUUGUUUAAACCUCCAAAUAGUAACAGCCGGAUUAUUCAAUAAUCCACUUCUUGACAAUCCUCUUCUGAAGAAUGCGAAAGACAUAACAAAUUCACUUAAAAAUAUAGCAGAAAAAGGACAAAAUGCUGUAGAACAUAUUGGAAAUAAUGCGCUUGACAUUGGUAAAAACCUUAUUCCUGGUUUGCCCGGAAGAAAUAAUGGACACUCAGAUAAGAACAAUCGCAACAGUACAGCAUGCAAUAAUCUAUACGACGAGAUAUUUACGACAUUGUCCGAAAUGGCAGCGGCAUUCUAUUCUUGCGUACUGAAUUCAACGGAAUCGGUCAGAUCGGACCUUCAAGAUUUGGCUAACUCGGCAAAAAAGCUGCAAAAUGAUCUAGUAAGAGAGUUUCGUAAUGCGUCCAAAUGCUUCCAAAAUCCCACCAACCUAAUUCCGUGCAUCACUAAGGAAGGGAAGAACAUGGGUGAUCUACUACCCGCUUUUGAACAACUUCUCACCUCGUUCUACGACAUUCUCAAGACCAUCCCGGAUUUGAAACGAUGUUAUGUGACAUCUCAUUUCCAAAAAGCUGAACACAAUUUCAACGAUAUCUUGCAAAAACUCAUACCAUGCUUUGAAAGUAUAUUCUAAUAUAUAUAUACAUAAUUUAUAUUCUCAAAUAAAAAAAUGGAUAAAUAUAAUAAUUUAAGCGUUCUUCAAACUGCUUAGAAGUCAGAAUUGAGUUUAAAAAACUAAGUGAACAUCAGUUUUUGCAAGUAAACAUUAAUAUAAAAAUUGCAAAUGAUUACAUAAAUCUAAAGGGGUAAAUAAGGGUAAAAAUAAAAAAUUGAACAGCAAAGUGUAUUAUUUAUAGAAUAAAAUGAGUUAGAGAUUCU
This is a messenger RNA of Ooceraea biroi (clonal raider ant), 1008 nucleotides long. RefSeq lists its product as uncharacterized. Lineage: Eukaryota; Metazoa; Arthropoda; Insecta; Hymenoptera; Formicidae. The record is from RefSeq and is a predicted model, not a curated record.